AGAAGAUGCUUGUGGUACUGAGAGACGGAAGGAAAUUGGUCGGAGUGAUGAGGAGCUAUGACCAAUAUGCCAAUCUCAUCUUCCAAGACACAGUGGAGAGGAUUCUGGUCGGAGAGAAGUUCGUUGAUAUCCCAAAGGGCCUCUUCCUGAUCAGAGGAGAGAAUGUGGUGAUGCUUGGCGAGGUGGACCUGGAUGCUGACCCGCCUCCGCAACUGGCUACCGUUGCGCCCGAGUCGAUUCCCGAGCUAGUCAAGUCACACGAGGAGGAGAGAGCUUUGCGGAGAAAGCGGGAAGUGCGGAAAGCCGAGGUGAUGAAAGCGCAAAAGGGUUUCUGCGAGGAGGGAGCAGAGGGGGACAAUUACUGAGAAAAAGGGAGAGGAUGAGCGGGUAGCGGCCACGGGCGACGGGCGGUUGGCCAUCGCCUUUCACGGCCAGUCGUAUACGCUGUUCAGGUCAGCUCUGUCUAUG
Microstroma glucosiphilum is the source of this 468-nucleotide messenger RNA. RefSeq lists its product as hypothetical. The record is from RefSeq and is a predicted model, not a curated record. Gene Ontology annotation, cellular component: Lsm1-7-Pat1 complex; P-body. Gene Ontology annotation, biological process: deadenylation-dependent decapping of nuclear-transcribed mRNA. NCBI's taxonomy places the organism in Eukaryota, Fungi, Basidiomycota, Exobasidiomycetes, Microstromatales, Microstromataceae. Gene Ontology annotation, molecular function: RNA cap binding. The transcript is spliced from 3 exons. The coding region runs from base 6 to 365 and encodes 119 amino acids.